AUGUGCGCAUGCCCAGAUGUCCAGACUGACAUGAUGUCUGACAUGAUGUGUGUAGAAGAGAGGAAACCAUAUCAGUGCUCACAGUGUGGAAAGAGGUUCAGGUUCCAGUGUCAUCUCAAAAUACACCAGCGCAUUCACACAGGAGAGAAACCAUAUCAGUGCUCACAGUGUGAAAAGAGUUUUAUUACACAGGGUGAUCUUAAAAAACACCAGCGCAUUCACACUGCAGAGCAACCGUAUCAGUGCUCACAAUGUGGGAAGAGUUUUCUUAGACAGAGUGAGCUCAAAAUACACCAGCGCAUUCACACUGGAGAGAAACCAUAUCAGUGCUCACAGUGUGGGAAACGUUUUAAUAGACAGAGUGAUCUAAAAAAACACCAGCGCAUUCACACUGGCGAAAAACCAUAUCAGUGCUCACAGUGUGGGAAGCGUUUUAAUACACAGAGUAAGCUCAAAACACACCAGCGCAUUCACACUGGAGAGAAACCAUAUCAGUGCUCACAAUGUGGAAAGAGUUUUAAUACAAAGUGUGAGCUCAAAAUACACCAGCGCAUUCACACUGGAGAGAAACCGUAUCAGUGCUCACUCUGUGGGAAAAGUUUUAAUCAACAGACUCAUUUCAAAACACACCAGCACAUUCACAGUGGAGAGAAACCAUAUCAGUGCUCACAGUGUGGGAGGGGUUUUAAUACAAAGAGUGAUUUGAAAAAACACCAGCACAUUCACUCUGGAGAGAAACCAUAUCAGUGUUCACAGUGUGGAAAGAGUUUUAAUCAACAGAGUAAUCUCAAAAGACACCAGCACAUUCACACUGGAGAGAAAACGUUUCAGUGCUCACAGUGUGGUAAGGGUUUUAUUACAAAGAGUGAUCUCAUAACCCACCAGCGCAUUCACACUGGAGAGAAACCGUAUCAGUGUUCACAGUGUGGAAAGAGUUUUAAUACAAAGAGUGUGGUUAAAAUACACCAGCGCAUUCACACUGGAGAGAAACCAUAUCAGUGCUCACAGUGUGGGAAGAGUUUUAAUCAAAAGAGUCAUAUCAAAAUCCACCAGCGCAUUCACACUGGAGAGAAACCGUAUCAGUGCUCACAAUGUGAAAAGAGUUUUACUAGACAGAGUGAGCUCAAAAUCCACCAGCGCAUUCACAGUGGAGAGAAACCGUAUCAGUGCUCACAAUGUGGGAAGAGCUUUAAUACAAAGAGUGCUCUUAAAAGACACCAGGGCAUUCACACUGGAGAGAAACAUUAGCUGCAUCCAGAGUUGCAUACUAACAGAGUCUGUACUAGAUUGGAGGAAGUACGCAGCGCUUUCAGUACAGAAGUGUGCAGUAUGCACACAACACUAGGGGUGGGCAAUAUGGCCUUUAAAAAAUAUCACUCGCGAUACAAAAGAACACUUUUGUUUUGCAGACACUCAGGAA
Trichomycterus rosablanca is the source of this 1420-nucleotide messenger RNA. RefSeq names its product zinc finger protein 271-like. Bases 1 to 1248 code for a protein of 415 amino acids. The transcript has 2 exons. Gene Ontology annotation, molecular function: RNA polymerase II cis-regulatory region sequence-specific DNA binding; DNA-binding transcription factor activity, RNA polymerase II-specific. Gene Ontology annotation, biological process: regulation of transcription by RNA polymerase II. NCBI's taxonomy places the organism in Eukaryota, Metazoa, Chordata, Actinopteri, Siluriformes, Trichomycteridae. Gene Ontology annotation, cellular component: PcG protein complex; transcription regulator complex; chromatin. The record is from RefSeq and is a predicted model, not a curated record.